AUGUCAAAUCAAUUAGUUAAAUCCAAUGUUGGUAGAAUGAAUUAUUUUUUUGGACUUCAAAUUACAGAAUUAUUAAUUUAUAACCAACUUAAACAAAUUCAAAAUUCAAUGAAAAAAAGUUGUAAAUAUGUUGAAAAAGAUUUAAUUCCCUCUGAAAAAUUUCAUGUUACUGUAUUUGUUAUGGAAUUAACAGAUGAACAAUUAUCAAUUGUUAAAUCAACAUUAAUGCCACAAACUAAAUUAUUAGCUACUGAAAUAUUUGGUGAAAAUAAUAAACCUUCUUCAUCUAUAAAAGGAAUAGGUUCAUUUAAAGAUAGAGUUAUAUGGGCUGGUGUUAAUGAAAAUCAUGAUGGGUAUAGUAAAAUAGUGGAUUAUAGAAAUCGUUUAUAUAAAUUAUUUAAAGAUCAAAAUAUUAAAGUUGAAGAAGAUAGAGAUUGGCAUCCUCAUAUUACAAUUGCAAAAGGUAAAAAUAUACAAAGAAAUUAUCUUCAAAUUAAAAAACAUAUGGAUGAAAAUAUAGAAUUUGGUUUUCAAAACUUUUCAAAACUACAACUAAUGAAAAUUGGUACUACUGACCCAAUAACUAAAUAUUAUUUUGUUGAAGAUACUAUUGAUUUAUAA
Molecule: messenger RNA, 621 nt
Organism: Dictyostelium discoideum AX4
Lineage: Eukaryota; Evosea; Eumycetozoa; Dictyosteliales; Dictyosteliaceae
Exons: 2
Coding region: 1-621 (206 amino acids)
Source: RefSeq, a predicted model, not a curated record